Herpailurus yagouaroundi (jaguarundi) is the source of this 1897-nucleotide messenger RNA. RefSeq names its product keratin associated like protein 29-1 (gene KRTAP29-1). Bases 32 to 1090 code for a protein of 352 amino acids. Gene Ontology annotation, cellular component: keratin filament. The record is from RefSeq and is a predicted model, not a curated record. Lineage: Eukaryota; Metazoa; Chordata; Mammalia; Carnivora; Felidae. The transcript has a single exon.
GCAACUCCCUAGCGAGCUUCACAUCAGCACCAUGGUGGACAGCUGCUGCCCCGGAACCACCACGGCCAUUCCACCUGUGCCCACCUUCACGUGCUCAAAUGGUGGCAGUUUCCAAAACGGUAUCUGUUUGCCUAGUUCCUGCCGGAGCAGAACUUGGCAGCUGGUCACCUGCCAAGAAAACUGUCAGCCAUCCAGCAGUGCACCAAGUGGCUGUGAACCUGCUUGCUGCCAACCUACCUGCCUUCCGGCAACUUCUUGUGUUGGCUUUGCCUGCCAACCCAUUUGCUCCCGCACAGCCUGCUAUGAAUCUGGAACUGGUCAGUCUCCUUAUUUGGAACCCUCCUGCUUGGAACCCACCAGUUGUCAGGCAAAUUGCUGUGAAGCCAUCCUCGACCAGCAAAGCUCCUGCCAAGAACCUAUCCUUGUGUCCAGAUCAGCUUGUGGCCAAUUGGUCUCCUGUGACGCUAGGUCCCAACAGCCAUCCUGCUCUGAGGUAAAUUCCUGUGCUGAAAAUUCUUGCCCACCAACCAUCUGUGCAGCCAGUCCAUGUCAGCUAACUUGCUGUCAACCAGGUUCAUGUCAACACAUCAAUGGUGAAGAUCAGACCUGCAAAUUAACUUAUUACCAACCCAUCUGCUACCUUUUCAAGACUUGCCCAUCAGUUCCCUGCAUGCCUGUUCCCUGCCAGCCAUCAACUUGUGUGUUCAGCUCUUGCAAUCCUACAUGCUACGCAUCGUCCCCUUGCUGGUCGCUUUGCUGCCAACCAGCUCCUUCCAUAUCUUUCAUCUGCCAGCCAGUGGCUAACUGCCAGCCCCUAUGUUCUGUAAAGAACCCUUGUAAACCAGUUUCCUGUGGCACCGUGCUUUCCAGCCAACCAACUUGGGAUGGAUCCACUUCCUGCAACCAAGGUGGCUGCACACCCCCUUCCUGCCAACCAGCUUGCUGUGUAACAGGUUUAGGCAAAUCAUCUGGCAGUGGCUGCAAUGGUCUCCAACCAACUGCCCCAAGUGUCUGCAAAACCAGCACCUGCUUGCCAACUUCCUGCCAACCCAGCCAUGAGUCCAACGUCUGUAAGACAGCACCUCGCUGAUGGAGCACCCUUCACAGCUCCUUUGAGGUCUGCCACUAUCAACAAGUGCAUAGCCACCCUAUGGUGCCCUCUUCCUGCUGAGCACAAAUGCUAUCUGUGGGCUAACUUCAUUCUGAGUCGAGCCCCACAUUCUCUCCAGGCACUGAUGAGGGGACUUGUUCAGCCACUAAGAGAUCCUUCUUUACCAAGGAGGACAUUUCAGCAGGCAUGGUCCUCUCUAUGGCUCACAUCUCCUCAUGUUGUCAAUUCAUUUCACCUCAGCAAAGCCUUCUCUCCAGUAUUUCUUUUCUCUCUCUCUCUCUCUCUCUCUCUCUUUUGUUUUGAUGUAGCCAGGUCUUUAAAAAGACUCCUUUGCUGCCAACUGCUAAUAAAAAUGUGAAUGGUGGGGCAUAAUGAAUAAAACUCUCAGAAUGCUUUCAUUCCUUUCAGUACACCUCUUCAUAGAUUUCCUUCAGGUCACAUUUGAACACGAUGACCUUGGGUCCUCUAAGUUAGUGGUUGCCCUUGGUCUGCAAGGGUGGCUGGUGUCUGCAAUUAUAGAUGCUCAAUCUGGAAGGGAGAAAGGGCAAAUAAUCCCCUGGCUUCCAACCUUUAUACCACCAAAAGCUCUUUUGAGCUGAGUGGCCUUCGUUUCCCCACAGUGAACAGACUUGGGAAGCCAAAGACAGAAAUGGUCCAGGGAAGCCACGGGUUAAAAUAAACAUAGGUUUGGGGCAACGAGAAUAGCUAAGGGUUAAUUCACUUAAAACUGGUUUUAAUGAUCAUUCACCUAAUGGCCAAUUUAAUAAAAUGUAAAAUUAGAAAUUU